UUACCUGUGGUCGCGGACUCCUGGGCUGCUUAGUAACAAAAUGGCGGCAGACGAAGGCGAACUCAAAACUGUUUUGCUCGCUCCCGAAGCCGAGCUUUACGUACAAGAGCUGAAGACAUUCCCCGUUAAACACAUUGGUAGCCCUAAGUGGAUGAGCCAACAUGAGUUUGUGGAGAAGCUCAAUAUGCAAGCCGUUCUCUGCGCCUCAUCUCACACAGAUGAGUUUGUCAAGGAUUUCCUUAUUACACUUGAAAAAAUUCCAGUAUUGAUUCAUGAGCUGAUUGCAUUGGAGUUAUGGAAAGCAAAGGUCUUUCCUAAGAUCAUAGCUGCAGAAGGAUUCAAUCCACAAAGCACUUUGCCUCUCUAUUUUACAUUAUUCCAUGAAGCAAGCUUAAUAGGUCUUCUAGAUACUGUGCUUUAUCAUAAGGACUCGUGUGAAGCUGCUGAAGAUAAUAUACUUGACCUUCUGGAUUAUUGUCACAGAAAAAUCACACAUCUGAUAGCCAGUCAGGAGACAGGCAUUGUAAAUGAUGAAGAAAAGACUGGAACAAAAGGUUGUGAUGCUUGUAGUUUAGAGGAUCUUAAAGCUCAAGAAAAUGAAAUUACAUUUGCAGCAGCCGUCAAAGCUGUAUCUAUAUUUUCCUACAUUACAGACCACAUUAAAAGUAUUUCAUUAAGUGCACUUACCAGAAUUCUAAACACCUAUGAUAUGCCUGUUGUUCUUACAAACCUGGUGGAGAGUCCUCCUUGGGUCAGGAGAAACAAAAAUGGGCAGCUAGAGAAGUUCAUUGACUCAAAGUGGAGGAUAGUGAAUGAAUCAGACAGAAUGCAGCUGAGCAAGACUGAGGGACAGGUUUGGCUUGCUUUGUUCCAUCUUCUGAUGAAUGAAGAUUGUCAACAAAAAUAUGAAAUAAAUGACUACAAAAAGAGUCAGAUUCUAAAGUUAAGAGGGUACCUAAAUGAGAUCCUACUGGACCAGAUACCAAGCCUGGUGGAUCUGCAGCGGUACCUGGAACACCUGGCAAUUAUGGUGCCUCCUGCUACCAAGAGGGACAUCAUCUUAGAGCAGGUUCCAGAGGUCAGAGACAAUCUCAUAAAACAGAACACUGGACAAUGGCUGAAAAUUGCUGACUACCAGAGGAAGAACUACUUUACCCCCUCAGAUUCUGAUGUGAGGAAGCAAGCCCAAGCUUGGGCUGCCACAUACAAUCUGGAUGCUCUUGAAGAGCUUAUAUCUGAGCCACCAAAAUGUGCAAACUGUGGAAAGCCAGCAACUAAGCGAUGUUCUCGAUGUCAAAACGAGUGGUACUGUAAAAGGGAAUGCCAAGUAAAGAAUUGGAGUAAGCAUAAGGGCAUUUGUAACUUGUUAGCACAGAGCUCAUAGUGCUUAUAUACCAUAGGAAGGAUACAUUAAGAUACUUUGAGAUACUUGAGUGGGGGACAUGGAUUAUGUGACCAUCACCUCAGUUUCUUGGAAGGUUUAAUCUGCAAGUGAUAUCUCUCCUUUUUUUAUAAAGACUUGCACAUAUAAAAUAUUGUACAGAGAACAUAGGUUUUCUACCGUCCAAAGACUCCCAAACAAAAAGGCCAUUGGGAACCUUUCUGUUAUACCCACUUUCCCAGUUAUACCCCACCCUCACUGCCAUACCCCACCUGGGGUCCAUCAAGAGGACAUGCAAUUCACUGGUUAUUUUUAAUUUAAUGGGGCACAGGGCCAGUAUAUUUUAGGUAGUGACAAGCACAUUCCUCAUAAAAUUUAGGUCUACCUGUCAUGUAACAUUGUAAAUAAAUUGCUUGUCAUGUACAUAAUAAAUGAUAACCAAAAUUA
Nematostella vectensis (starlet sea anemone) is the source of this 1828-nucleotide messenger RNA. Its product is annotated as zinc finger MYND domain-containing protein 10. The coding region runs from base 41 to 1384 and encodes 447 amino acids. The record is from RefSeq and is a predicted model, not a curated record. Gene Ontology annotation, cellular component: cytoplasm. Lineage: Eukaryota; Metazoa; Cnidaria; Anthozoa; Actiniaria; Edwardsiidae. The transcript is spliced from 14 exons.